GCAAUUUACUCCUUCCUUUGUUUUCUUCCUUCGUUCGUUCUGGUCGUUUCAGUGAAUCGAUCUCGCCCACCAAACCCGACCACCCGAUCCCCCGGACAGCCGGAGAGCGAGACGAAGCGGCGACGCCUACCGCAACCAUGCUCAGGGUCGCAGGUCGACGCAUAUCCUCCCACCUCGCAUGGCGCCCCGCCGCGGCCGCCUCCGCCGGCGGCCUCCCUGGCGACGACUUCCCCCGGGACCAGAAUCCGCGCUUCGCCAUCGAAUCACCCUUCUACGUCGCUGCCAGAGGCUUUUCGGCUGAAUCUCUUGUUCCGAGGAACCAGGAUGGAGAGUUGGCUGAGCUCACACCAACUACAGCAGCUCUGAAGAAUCCCUGUGCCAAAAUUGUGUAUGAUGAGUAUAACCACGAGAGGUACCCACCUGGUGACCCCAGCAAGCGUGCCUUUGCCUACUUUGUGUUGAGUGGUGGGAGAUUUGUGUACGCAUCCUUGUUGCGUUUGCUCGUCUUAAAGUUUGUCCUGAGUAUGUCAGCAAGUAAGGAUGUGCUUGCCCUCGCUUCCCUUGAGGUUGACCUGUCAAGUAUUGAGCCCGGUACCACUGUGACUGUAAAGUGGCGGGGCAAGCCAGUUUUCAUCAGGCGCAGGACUGAAGAUGAUGUGAAGCUGGCCAACAGCGUUGAUGUUACAUCUCUCCGUGAUCCACAGGAGGAUGCGAUGCGUGUCAAGAACCCUGAGUGGCUUGUUGUCAUUGGUGUCUGCACUCACUUGGGCUGCAUUCCCCUCCCCAACUCUGGGGACUUCGGUGGCUGGUUCUGCCCAUGUCAUGGCUCACACUAUGACAUCUCAGGUAGAAUCAGGAAGGGCCCAGCACCAUACAACCUGGAGGUCCCGACCUACAGUUUCUUGGAAGAUAACAAAAUGCUUAUUGGCUAAGAGCACUGGCCGUAAGAUUAAUCCCUAUGGUGCUGUGCUGCCAUUUUGUGUUGGUUUGACGAUUCAUCUUUUUGUUGCUUGGAUAGUCCUUUGAUGGACUGUUAUCUUAGUGCAGUACUCUUACUAGCACUGGAUAGUAAAGAAUAAUCUGCUGCUACUUUGGUACUGUUAAUUAAUUUCCAAAUAUGGCCGUGUUUUCUGGAGCUCA
Triticum urartu is the source of this 1140-nucleotide messenger RNA. RefSeq names its product cytochrome b-c1 complex subunit Rieske, mitochondrial. Gene Ontology annotation, cellular component: membrane. The record is from RefSeq and is a predicted model, not a curated record. Gene Ontology annotation, molecular function: quinol-cytochrome-c reductase activity; 2 iron, 2 sulfur cluster binding. NCBI's taxonomy places the organism in Eukaryota, Viridiplantae, Streptophyta, Magnoliopsida, Poales, Poaceae.